Molecule: messenger RNA, 642 nt
Organism: Gigantopelta aegis
Lineage: Eukaryota; Metazoa; Mollusca; Gastropoda; Neomphalida; Peltospiridae
Product: serine/threonine-protein phosphatase 6 regulatory ankyrin repeat subunit C-like
Exons: 5
Molecular function (GO): protein binding
Source: RefSeq, a predicted model, not a curated record
AAUAAGAAGUUACUCACUGCUGCUGAAAAUGGAAACUUAGAAGAAGUGAGAUUAGCUCUCAGUGAAGGAGCUAAUAUUGAUACACAGGAUAAGGACGGUGGUACUCCUUUGCAUUUUGCAUCCCAAAGAGGUCAUGUGGACACUAUACGUUACCUCAUCUCUCAAGGAGCAGACACUACCAUUAAAAACAAGAGGGGCCAUACUCCAAUGGAUAAAGUCAAGGCACAUGAUCCAAACAGAGAUGAGAUAAUAAAAUUUUUUGAUGAAAAAGAUGAAACUGAUGAAACUGAUAGAAAGAACAAGAACACACCUUUACACGAGGCAGCAUGGCGUGGAUAUACUGAUAUAGCACAAGUGUUGAUAGAGCAUGGUGCUAGCCUCAGAGCUACCAAUACAGAUAAGAGUUUACUAGAAGCUAUCCGAUUCUGGAGAUUUAGAGGAGUAAAAUCUGCAAUUGAGAAGGGAGCUGAUUUAAACAUUCUUGACAGUGAUGGUAGCAGUCCAUUACACCUUGCAUGUAGAGGAGGCCAUUUGGAGACUACAGGCUACCUAAUAUCUAAAGGAGCAAACACUAUCAUUAAGGAUAAAAGUGGCAGAACUCCUGUGGAUGAAAUCAAACAUCAUGCUACUAACAGAGGAUGA